AUGUCCUCUACUCCAGAUGUGGAACCAACACCAACACCACAACCAUCAACAACAAAUAUCCCCAAACGUAAGAAAAGAUUAGCAAAUGAUGUUAUUGGACAAUUACAAGAUCAUUUAAAAGAUUAUCCAUUAGAUUUUGAAUCAUGGAUAAAUUUAAUUUCUAAAACCCAAUCAAAGGAUAAAAUUGAUGAAGUUAGAUCUGUGUAUGAUGAGUUUUUAGGUCGUUUCCCAUUUAGAUAUCAAGAAUGGAUUAAUUAUAUAUCAUUUGAAUUACAACGUGAUAAUUUUGAACAAGUGGAAAAUUUAUUUAGGAAAUGUUUAUUAAGAUUGCAGUCUAUACCUGUUUGGAAAUUAUAUAUCUCUUAUGUUUUCAGAAAAAAUAAUUUAAUUACAGGUGGUGAAGAUUCUAGAAGGAAUAUUUUCCAAGCUUUUGAUAUUGCAUUAGAUAAAAUUGGAUUUGAUCCUCAAGGUUUAUCAAUAUGGUUAGAUUAUUUAAAAUUUAUUAAUGAUUGGAAACCAAUAAAUUCAUGGGAUUCACAAACCAAGAUGGAUUUGAAACGUAAAAUUUAUCAAAAAUUAUUAAAAUUACCAAUCGAGGGGAUUGAAUUGAUUUGGAAUGAUUAUAAUAAAUUUGAAAAUGAAUUAAAUUCAACAACGGCAAGGAAAUUUAUAAGUGAAUCAAGUUCAGGUUAUAUGGAUUCAAGAUCUUUCUUAAAAGAGAUUAAUAAUUUAACCACAGGGCUCCAAAGAAAUAUUGAAAUUCCUACAAAAGCUGAUCCACAACAAGUUAAGAAAUGGAUAAAUUGGAUUAAUUGGGAAUUACAGAAUAAGAUGAAUUUAAGUGAUGAUGAUUUAUAUGUAAGAUUAGAAUAUAUCUUGAUGAAUUCUAUCCAAGCACAAAGUUUUAGUAUUGAAUUAUGGUGGAAAUUUUUAAAUUUUAUUCAGUUGAAAUAUGGUAUUAAUAAUGAUAAGAUUGAUGAUGUUAUCAAGAUGUCAUUGGGGGUUUUACCAGGUUGUAUAACUAUAAAUUUUAAGAUUUUGGAGAUUUAUGAAUUGAAAAAUGAAGUUUCUCUUGUUGGAAAUGGUUAUGAAAAAUUGGUUAAAUAUUAUACUAAUGAAUUUGAGAAAGUAGAACUUGAAAUUGAAGAAGUGAAAGGGGAAUUGAUAGGAGAUGAUGAAGAAGAAUCAAAACCUGAAGAAUUAAAACAAGAAUUAUUCAAAUCAAAUAAGGAAAUCAUCAUAAAACAAAAAGAAUUGACAAGAUUAAGUAAAAUUAUUACAUUAAUAAAUGUUGAAUGGUUUAAAUCUAUAAAAAGAUUACAAGGUAUGAAAGAAUCAAGAACCAUUUUCAGUAAAGCCAGGGCAACAAGAAAGACAUUAACACAUCAUAUUUUCCAUCAAGUUGCCCUUAUGGAAUCUAAGAUGACCUCGACUAAGACUAGUAUAAAAGUUUUUGAAUUAGGUCUUAAAUCAACAUAUUUUGGUAAUGAUGGUGAAUAUAUUUAUAAAUAUUUAAAAUAUUUAAUUGAUAUUAAUGAUGAUAAUAAUUUAAAAACUGUUUUUGAAACAACAAUAAAUUCAAAAGAAUUAGAUUCAAAUUGGAUUAAAUUAAUUUUUAAAAUUAUGAUUAAAUAUGAAUUAAAUUUUGGUAAUAUCCAGAAUGUUCAGAAAUUAAAGAGCAAAUUUAGUGAGAAAUUCCCCAAUGAAGAUGAUUUUACAAACUUUAUCAAAAUAUAUAAUGAUGAAUUACCAUAUAAUGAUGAUUUAAUUAAAUUAGUUGAUUUCCCAGAAGAACCAGAAGAGACUAAGAAAAGAUCAAUUGAAGAAGUUAUAGAAGAUGAGACUGAUAGUAACAAGAGACAACAAACACAAUCAACAGAACAACCACAACAACAACAACCAUCACAAACAAUAUCAGAUUCUAAACAAUUUGUUAGUGAUGAAGUUUAUAAUUUAUUAAGAGUAUUACCAAAUAGUGGUGUUUUCAAAGAAAGAUUGGUUGAUAAUGAAGCAUUGAUUAAGUUGUUGAGUGAGUAG
Molecule: messenger RNA, 2037 nt
Organism: Hansenula ciferrii
Lineage: Eukaryota; Fungi; Ascomycota; Saccharomycetes; Phaffomycetales; Wickerhamomycetaceae
Gene: RNA14
Product: cleavage polyadenylation factor subunit RNA14
Exons: 1
Coding region: 1-2037 (678 amino acids)
Biological process (GO): mRNA 3'-end processing
Cellular component (GO): nucleus
Molecular function (GO): mRNA binding; protein binding
Source: RefSeq, a predicted model, not a curated record